Osmerus eperlanus (European smelt) is the source of this 2657-nucleotide messenger RNA. It is a transcript of the gene ydjc, whose product is annotated as YdjC chitooligosaccharide deacetylase homolog. The transcript is spliced from 6 exons. Gene Ontology annotation, biological process: carbohydrate metabolic process. Gene Ontology annotation, molecular function: deacetylase activity. The coding region runs from base 325 to 1284 and encodes 319 amino acids. Lineage: Eukaryota; Metazoa; Chordata; Actinopteri; Osmeriformes; Osmeridae. The record is from RefSeq and is a predicted model, not a curated record.
AGUAUUGAGAGACUGCAGUAGUUAGAGGCUGCAGUACUGAGAGGCUGCAGUAGUGAGCGGCUGCAGUAGUGAGAGGCUGCAGUACUGAGAGGCUGCAGUAGUUAGAGGCUGCAGUUCCGAUUUCUUUUUUGGCCACAAAAAAAUGUCCACAAGAGGUGCACAAUGUGUCCACACGAGGUCGCCAUAAAUUGAAGUAAUUCGUUGAUCAUUGAAAUGCAUUAAUACAACAACAGUGGUCGUAUUGUGUGGUCGUAUUGUUUCAUCGUUGUGGCCGUCUUCAGAUAUUUAAUGGCCAAACGCGUGUCUUAAAAUGGCUAAGAGACCAUGCCACAGCCCAAAGUCAAGUUGGUGGUGACGGGAGAUGAUUUUGGGUAUUGUCCGAAGAGGAACCAGGGUAUAGUGGAUUGUUUCCAAGCUGGGGGCAUUUCCAAUGUGUCAUUAUUGGUUAACGCCUCCGCGGCGGAGGAAGCCGGAGUUCUGGCCAAAAGACACCACAUUCCCAUCGGUCUCCACGCCAACCUCUCUGAAGGAGUGCCAGUUUGCCAGAGUCUCAAGCAGAGAUCCUCCACCCUUCUGAACCAUGAUGGCUUUUUCCUUGGAAAGAUGGGCUUCCGCAAAGCACUACAGAAUGGCCAGCUGAACAUGGCAGAGGUGGAGCUGGAACUCAGGGCACAGGUGAGGCUGUUCGAGGAGCUGAUUGGUCACCUGCCGUGUCACAUGGACGGCCACCAGCAUGUGCAUGUGCUACCAGAGGUGCGGGAGGUGUUUGCACAGGUGCUGUCUGAGUUUGGGAUCCUGUACACACGUGUUCCAGUGGAGGCAGGCCUGCACGCAUGUUCCUGGCUGAGCCCGCCUCUCCAACACUUCUACACUCAGGUUGAGAAGGAUGCACAGGAGGCUGUUCCCGUGUUCCGUCGCCACGGCAUCAGGUGGCCUGACGUGUACCUAGGUCUUACCACCAUGGGCCAGAACAUGUCCCUCCCCAACCUCAAACGGGCCCUGGGCUACGCCAUGGAGGGGCAUCUCUCACCCCUUGUAGGACAUGGGGGCGUGGCCUCCUCCUCCUCCCUCUUCUCUGCGGCCCAGCGGGCCCCGCUGACGGCUGAACUCAUGGUGCAUCCUGGGUACCCCAGCCGCCCGCAGGAGGGAGGCUGUGGGCAGGGCCCCGACGAAUUCUCCUGCUCGGCUGAGCGGCAGCUGGAGCUGAGCACCCUGACCCAGCCACUGCUCCUGGACUUCUACUCCCAGGAGAGGAUCCAGCUGUGUGCCUUCAAGGACCUGUGACCUCCCACAGGCCCACACCUGACCUCCAGCCCCACCCGCCUCUAUGCACCAAACUUGACUUGAUUCCGUCCCGAUGAAGAUGUUUAUGGAGGCAUCAGUUGAUAGUGUAAUCAGUAAGGAGUAAGUUAGGUCCAGUAGGAUAGCACUAGUUCCACUCUAGCCUUCCCCAGUUCUCAGGAACUAGGGAUUGGGUUAGAGGGAUUGACACAUUUACCUGAGCUAAUCUCUUUAGGCCCCUGGGAUUAAAUAGAUUAAGGCAGAUUGGACUCUGCCUGCAGGCUCAUUUUGAGCACAGCACCAUGUUCCAGUAGGCACACAGGCUGUACACAGGCUGUACACAGGCUGCACACAGGCUGCACACAGGCUGCACACAGGCUGCACACAGGCUGCACACAGGCUGCACACAGGCUGCACACAGGCUGUACACAGGCUGCACACAGGCUGUACACAGGCUGCACACGGGCUGCACACAGGCUGCCCACGCUUGUCCCAUAGCACACGGGCUGAAUCUCUGGGGUUUAUUUCCUGCAUCUUGAAAUAAUCUCAUCCCCUCCUGUUUGGCAGCACCAUACAUUUUAAACAUGAAGGAAAGUAAAAUGACAGGAAUCUAGACAGGAUGACCUUUCUGAGAUCAGUGAUGUCAAAUCAAGGGAUAAAGCCAGUGGCGGUUUAUUUGAAUUUGACCUACACUACAAUGUCAUGUGUCGCUCAAAGAAGUAAGGAAACAGUUUGACAGUGGAUAACUGGGCGACCAUAGCCAUGACAAUAAGUUCAUCACUAAAUCUUUAGUGUUUUUAAGGCACAAUACAGGCACAGUCUCUUUAGAUUGAUUUAGCGCAACAGUUGUUUCAUCUCAGGUGAGUACAAAUGAGCACCAAACAACCAAACAAAACCUCAGUUAGCUGCACAUCUUGAUGUCAUCCAGAAGUUCAACUGCCAAAGUUACACAUUCUGGUUAUAACUUAUAUUUUAAUAUGACAUCCUAUAUUGUAACGGAGUGAGAACCGUGAAACUCACUCCUCAGGUAUGUAAGAGGCCCCCCGUGUCAAAGAAGAGAUAGCUUUUCUUUGACAUAGUUGGUAGUGGUCACGCUUGGCAAGUCGGAGGCUGAGCGUUCAAAUCCCGUGAGUGGCGAACUACCUUGUCAGACGGAGCGUGACUACGGCUCUUACAGACCCAUCACAUAUGUUUACAUAACCAUGCAUUAACACUGAUUUGAAUAAUUCUCUUAUAUUUUAUAAAAGAUUGUGUGACAGGAGUAUUUAUACAAUAUCAGUUGUAGCCGUAUGUUUGUUGUAGCCGAGUUUGUAUUAAAUGCAAAACUGGAAGAACUUAUAAUAAUGUUAAUAAAUGUUACAAGUCGAAAGCCUCAA